Molecule: messenger RNA, 1849 nt
Organism: Drosophila obscura
Lineage: Eukaryota; Metazoa; Arthropoda; Insecta; Diptera; Drosophilidae
Exons: 3
Coding region: 119-1327 (402 amino acids)
Source: RefSeq, a predicted model, not a curated record
UGAUUGCGCUGUCAAAAGAGCUUUUUGUUUUGUUUUUCAUCAGCUGAAGUAAUAAAAAAAGACAUCUAUGAUUUAGAGUGUUCUAGUUAUGUCUGAGUGAGCCACAAACAUAAGAAGGAUGAGCAUUAUACGAUUAAACGACGACUGCCUGUUAAAAAUUAUAGGGUACCUGGACUUUAAUGAGCAGAUGGAUCUGUGGGAGGCCACCGAGGACACAACCCGCCUAUGCUCGGCGGUGGCCUAUACCUGGUCUCGCAAGUUCCAAAACUGCUUGUACAGGGAAACGUUCGAGGGCCGAUUGCACACUCUGGAUGGCUUUCUGGAGAGCAUGAAGGGCACAUUGAAGCAUCUGACAAUCACCUACCUGCCCGAGGAUCAGAUGGAGCGAUUUAGCAGGCACGUGUUCCCCAACAUGCGCGUCCUGGACUAUAUGGCAGACGAGACUGACGACUGGGUCGACGACUCGGACAUCAAGAUUCUUGUGAAUUGUUUUCCCCAGCUGGAGUCGCUCAAAUUGACUGGCAUGUGCAAAGGCCACGACCUCUACAAGAUGAAGCACAUUCGGCACUUGGACAUUGCUCAGUGCUGGAACUUGAGCUGCGAAUCCAUUGAGAACGUCUGCGAGCAUCUUCGCCUGCGUGUGCUGUGCGUCCAGUGGCGCCGGUCGGAGGAGAAGACGUACGUGGGCGCCAUUAGCAAACUAAAGGAACUGGAGGAGCUGGAGGUGGAGGUGGUACAGCAAGAAUCCAUUCCCCAGCUGAUGCGUCUGCCCAAGCUGCGAAAGUUGCGCAUCAUUACCAAUCACGAGUGUGAACUGGUUAUGAAUAUUGCACAGUUGCGUGGCAGGGACAUUGUGUCCGCGUCCUUCAAUGACAGCAUCUGGCUGUGGACAACCAGUACCUGGACGCCGUGUCGUAAUCUGCGCAAGCUAACUAUCAUCGAUGACGAGGGCUGCAGCUGGGCAAAGUUCAGAAAGGUUAUUCUCUGCUUUCCGCUCUUGGAGCAGGUGCAUCUGGAGAAUUCGCGUAUUUUCGACACAGCCGACGAACUCUGGGACCUGGUGUCCAUUUGUCCACACCUCAAGCGACUGGCCAUGUCCCACUACAUUCUAUACAACAUAUUUUUCAAGUUCGAUGCGGCCAGAAUGGUGGCCGUCCUGGACAAACGGAAACAGCCCCUGCUGCUGCAAUGCUUUGAAACCAGCGCUGAAGAUAUGGUUCUGCAGCUUUUCAAACAUCCCAAAUUGAAGAUUUCCUUUGAGGCUCUAGAAUAUAGUCCCGUUGCUCCGGAAGCCAUCGAGCUAGAGUUUCUGCCGCUGGAUGCGUGAGUAGCAGCAGUAUUAGUCAUGGAUUUUGCUCAGCUACGUAAUGGUGAAUGUACAUAAACCUUUGAUAAAAUGAACUGCAAGUGGAGAAACAUAAACAUAACAUAACAUAAUUGUGAUAGCUUCUGAAAAUCUAAAAUUGCAUUAUUUAUAGCAACCAUCGCAGCGACUUUAUUCUUUUAUCCAGCGCCCAAAAUAUGUAUUUUAAGUGGGCUUUUGAUUUUGGCUGCUAGAUUCCUGAGCAUUCUCUUCUGCUGCAUUCGUUUGUGCGCAAACUCAGGGAAUUGGUUACAAGAAAAAAGAUCACCUCUUGUGGUUUUUGUCAUUCUGUUUAAUUUGCUUGAAUUUUCUUCGAAUAUCAUUCACCAUUGAGCCAGUAAAUUGCUGUUGCUGUUGUUGUUGUUGUGGUCUCCCCUCAAGUUCGCUUUGUGGACUCACGUUCGGGUUCGGAGGAGCCAGUCGGGCCGCCCCCACUUUUCGGUAGUCGUUGAUUAAUAAAUAUAUUUGAACUAGUUUUGAGUUUAA